UCAUUUGGGGCUGGGAGGUGGAACUGCCUAACACCCUGUCAACAGGUGAGUGUGGAAAGCUGUAUUAGCUGUUAACAUUUCUGGGAUAUUUGUGUGGGAAUGCUUCUUGGCAUGUCUCAAUUGACAAUUGAUCCAGUCCCUGAGAGAACAGGCACCAUCCCUGAUGCUUGUGGGCAUUCCUGGUGGGGCCAGGGCUGCCACACACACGGUCCUGCAGGAGGACUCUGCUCCUGUGUUUUCCUGGCUGGUGUUCAGCCCCUGUCCCUGGGUCACUCCCAGCACCAAACCAGCUCAUGUACAGAGAGUCUGGCAAGUCUGUUCCUGUCCUCAGGCAACCACUGACCUGAGCAGGAGAGGGACAGCAUCUGCUGGAGUCGGGAAGGGUGAAGGCCACCUUCCCUACUGGAAUUCCCUGUCCCUGCUCUGCUGUUCCUGUGGGGACAGAGGUCCUUUGGGGCUCAGCUCUUAACAUUACCAUUUGCAGGACCUUGUUGUCCUGUCUCUUGCCCAUCCCCUGCUGAGCAGAGUGGUUGUGCUGCCUCACUGGCGUGUUCUGAUGUCCAGUGUUGAACCUGGGGACCUCCUGUAAGCAGCACGUUGCCCUUUCUCUGUCCCCCCUUCAAGGGCAGCUGUAGCAGCUUCUGGUGCUUCUCAGCCCUCACGGGUGCUGGUGAAAGGGAAAGCUGGUGUCUGUGCCCAGUUUGCUCCCUCUGUGCCCAGUGAUCAUGACUCUAGCCUCUGGUCCCUUUUAAGCUAAUCAGGUUCUGAAUUAUUUCAUGCUUUCCAAACCCAAGGUGAUCCUUCUGUGAUGGACAGACAGAGGAAAUAAACCCCAGGGAAUCUAAGUCCUGAGACUAACCCUGGAAAGGUAAGACUGGCCCUGUUUCAGUCAGGGUUGUGGAUAUUACAGACGAGGCCACAGAUGUUUGGAAUUAAUUUAUUGCUUGUUGAUUGCCCUUUGAUUUCUUCCUAGGUCUGUGCAGGUGAUGAACAUUGCAGCCCAUCCAUCUUCCCACAUUCCCAGUGGGGCAGGUUCCAGCUCUGUGCCUAGGCCUGGCUCUGGCAAACCCAGCCCUCCUCUGCACGACUCUAAGGGCUUUGCUGCUCUGAGGUAGAUGCUGAUGCACAUACUGGUGCUUUGCUGAAUAAGGCACCCUCGUGGUUUUCCAGAUGUCUUUGUUUUCCCUCCACCUCCUGCUUAUUCUGCUGGGCAGAAAAACUGGGUUCUGCUCCCUCAGGUUUUGUACCAUCACGCUUUGAUUUUGCUAAUGUACAAUCUUAGCCUUGGUUUUCUAAAUAGCUUAUCUGCUGGAAGGGUUUUCUGGGGUGUCACUAAACUCAUACCUUGAGUCUGGUACAGCCUGUUCAAAGGUGGUGUCACUAAGCACUCCCCUUACAACAGAAUAGUGCACAGUGUGCAGCAGAGCUGGGGAUGUUCAUCUGAGCCCAAUUCUGCUCUUUAUACAAGAAGUACAGAUGAAUGCUGCAGAUCAAAUUUAGGCUGAUUCCAUCUGCUUUUUCCUACUCCAGGACUAAUCCUCGGCAUGAAAGGUCUUCCAGGUCGAUGAGCUGCAUCUGAAGGGUGACUCACUGGUUUGAGUCAAAUGCAGCUCAAGCUUGUGUUGCUGGAGGAGAUGGGAAGAAAAAGCAAGAAGGUGUUUGCUGUGAGAGCUGUGAGACCCUGUGCUGGUGGGGGUGCAGCAGAGCCUCCAGGUCUGUGUUCCACGGAUUUCGUGGCUCUUUGGUUCUGAAACAUCCACGUGUGCUGUGGUAUCAGCACAGCAGCUCCUGCAGCUCUACAGGCUGCACCUCCUUCCAGGAGCAAGGGCUGAGUGAUGUAGUCUGGAUUUACAGGGGAUGUGCUGUAAACUUCUGCCCUACUUACCUGUCAGUAGGGAAAAAAUUUGUUAAAGCUCUACCCAGGGUUAACCUGGUAAUAACUAGACUGAGCUAAGGCAAGACAACCCGUGUGACACUGCUGAGACGUGCCUCGAGGGCCUCCUGAACACUGUCAGGGAGCUGGUGUCCAUGGGUCCUGUCUUCUCAGCCGUUUCUGUGAGGCUGAGAAUUCUUUUAAGUGUUUUAUGUAAGCAGGGUACUGCUUACAGCCUGUGGGUUACAUUCCUGCUUCUCUGCCUUGCCUUGGAUUUCCCCACUGAAUGCAGAUUCUGCAUCUCAACAUGAUGUUUUGUUAUGUUUUUCAGACCCUCUGGCUGGAGCAGACCUGCUAAAUGAGGUGACUUCUCUGUUCUCCACUGCUAUCACUGCUGCGUUUGUCUAAGACAGUGCUUGGACAUGGUUGCUUUCAGGAGCUGAAGGAAUUGUGUUCAGAAAAAGUGACCCCAGCCCCUCAAGGAAGGAAGCUGUUUUCCUUCCAGCCUGGAGGAAGGAAGGGGAUAUUGCUAAUUGCAGCUGUGUGUCCCUGGCGUGGGACAGCACUCAAAUACUGCCACUGUUCAUGUCCCUGUGUCAGCAUCUUUGUGCUUUCUCUCUGGGUCUGAAGUUGGAAGGAUGGGAGUGGUGUCUGGAAGAGAUGGGAGUUGCACCCUUUGCUCCCAUUGGGAAAGGCUGCUGGCAGUUGGCUGAAUAACCAUCUGUUUUCUCUUCCCAGGCUUCCUUUGCUGCAGUGCUGAGGAACUGGGUCCUGCUCUGCAGGUGGGUUUGCAGCACUGACCCCGGCACCGCCUGUGUGUCCUGGUAGGUUCCUACCUGUGUCUGGUAGGUUCCCUCUGCCAUGGGGAUGGAAACAGGAAAUUAAAACUUCAUCAAAGCCUGCUGGAAUAUAACACUUGGGCAAUCUUUAAGAGAAGCUGUGUGUAAAGCAUUGCACCAUUCUCUGCUUAACUGGGCUUGGGUUCCUUUGAUGCAUUUAAUAGCAAGAACGAACUGGGGGAUCGGCUGGAAGUGAGGGAAAGCCCUGCUGAAACAACUUGGAGCCUCUUCCCUGUGUGUGGAGGGGCUGGAGGGAUGUGCCACAGAGCUCUGCUCCCCUGCCCACAGCUCCCAGCACUGCACAGCCCUGGUGUUGGGCCCUGGUAUUGUUGCUGCAGCUGGUGUUGUGAAUCAGGCCGACGACAAGCGCAUCCUACAAUCCGGCUAUUUCACUACACCAGGGUUGCAUCAUACCACUCUCUUCACUCUGCACCCAGCGUCCUGGAACCCUCCUGUCUCUUCUGGAGCAUCCCUGACCCACUUCAGAGACUCUGAUCUGUGCUGGUUUGGGCAAAUUAGUGUUCUUGAUGAACUAACGAGGUUCUAAAAUAAAGCCACUUCUCGCAGGUGUGAGUCUGCUGCCACGUCUGUUGUGAGGGGGAGCUGGUGUCCACUUUGUGGGAGGUGUUGCACAAGGUGCUGGAGUGACUUUUCCUCAUCCAGCUCGCCCUUGUCCCUGCUGGCCAGGCUGGCUGCCCACAGGGCACUGGCACAGCUCUGCACUGGGUGCUGGAGCAGCGUGAGGGCCGAGCACGGGAUGCAGGCCAGGCUGCCUGUCCUCAGCUUGCCGGGUAAGUGGGUGCACCCUGGCCCUUGGUGAUUGUGGCUGGCAUCUGCUCAGCACAAACAAUGCAAGGGGGCUGGAGCAAGUCCUCAAAAAGCAGGUUAAAAUCUGUGUGUGAAUGCAAACACAGCCAGAGGCAGAAGGGGGGGCAGGCCCAAUUUUCCAUUAACUUGCAAAGCCACACCAAGCUGAAAUUCAAAUGGGCUGCCCUCGAAUUUUAUUGCUGGCCUUGUUUGCUGUCUCUGCUGAUCUUAUCUGUAACUGCUUUUGAGGCACAUGUGACAGGGGCUGCAGAGGUGUAAGAGGUGCCCAUCCCUCCCCCUGUCCUCGCCUGCUGGGGCUGUGGGGUGAACGCUGAGCGGCCUCAGGGCCCCAGUUCAUGUUUUGUGUGAUGUGGGCGAGUGUUUAAGUGGCUUAUUAAAUCAGGGAUGGGACUGGGAGAGUUCUGAACCUUGGGUGGUAGCUCAGUAGUGUCCCCUCCCUGGAUCGGGAGGGGAAGGGGGCUCUGGGUCCGUGGGUGUCUGUGCUGCCCAGCACGGCAGAGCUGCCAGCUCCCAGCCCUGGGCAAGCACAGACAGACUGUCUGCCACUGUCGGUGUCCCCUGGCCUCUCCAGCCCCCUGGCAGCUGAGUCCCAGCAGGGGCAGAUCUCACAUCCCUUGAUGUCACACUCCCCCCUUUCCCUGGUUUCACUAGGAGAUAAAGGGGCCGUUCCCGUCCCGCAUCCGGCCCAGCUCAGUGCCACAGGCAGCAGCUUGGAGCCCAGCCAGGAUGAUUUACGGGAUCUGACGGGGCUGGGGCAGUAUCCCAGGGAAGGGCGAGGGUGCGUGGGAGUCUUGCUCCCUUUUUCCAUAAUAAAUCCCUGUGGGAACUGAAUGUUCCCGGGUCGGGGCCAGAGGCAAACUCAACGCCUGUUUCUCUGCCGAUCUGUCCUUGGGACUUAAUCUCAAAUCUGUUAUCGCUGCCCCCAUCGAGUGCUGGGAGGCACUGAUGCCCAUUACGGUGGUUUUGGUGUCCCUUCCAGCUAUUUUUUUUCCUCCUGACCAGCUCGGGGUGGUUCGAGCCGACUCCUUUCCUCCAUUAGCAUCAGUGGUGGGUGUGUGCCGGUCGCCUCGCUCCGGUUUUGCGGGGUAUAAAGCGGGCGAGCCCCUCUCCACGCCCCGUCCCCCACCUGGCAGCCACCUGGGCAGGGGCCAUGGCCGAGCUGCCCACCCCAGACCUGCCCCCGGCCCGCUGCAGCGGCCGCUUCACCAUCAGCACCCUCCUGGCCAUGGAGGAGGGGGCCCGGGGUCCCUUCGCCCCCGCCGAGGGGCCCGGCUGUGACAGCGCCCAGCCCUCCCUCUGCGGCAGCACCCUCUGCACCAGGACCUUCGGCUACAACACGGUGGACGUGGUGCCCGCCUACGAGCACUACGCCAACAGCAAGGGGGUGGGCGACCCCAGGAAGGGCAGGCCCACGCUGGCCGACCUGCACUCCAUCCUCAAGCCUGACCCGGGCCGCCUCCACCCCGUGUGUGACCCACAGUGGAGCAAUGGCCUGCCCGAGGCUGGGCCGGAGCCUGGGCUGGAGGAGGCAGAAGGGGAGCCAGACAGAGCCUCCGAGCAGGAACCCGUCCGCUUUGGAUGGGUGAAGGGCGUCAUGAUUCGCUGCAUGCUGAAUAUCUGGGGAGUCAUCCUCUACUUGCGCUUGCCCUGGAUCACUGCCCAGGCAGGAAUCGCCCUGACGUGGCUCAUCAUCCUGAUGUCCGUGACAGUGACCACAAUAACUGGCUUGUCCAUCUCUGCCAUAUCCACCAAUGGCAAAGUGAAGUCAGGAGGCACCUACUUCCUCAUCUCACGGAGCCUUGGGCCGGAGCUGGGCGGCUCCAUCGGGCUGAUCUUUGCCUUUGCAAACGCGGUGGCCGUGGCCAUGCACACUGUGGGCUUUGCUGAAACUGUCCGGGACCUGCUGCAGGAGUACAACUCCCUCAUUGUGGACCCCACCAACGACAUCCGCAUCAUUGGGGUCAUCACUGUGACGGUGCUGCUGGGCAUCUCCCUGGCUGGCAUGGAGUGGGAGGCCAAGGCACAGAUACUGUUCUUCCUGGUCAUCUUGGUUUCUUUCAUAAACUACCUGGUGGGGACAGUGAUCCCGGCCACCGCCGAGAAGCAAUCAAAGGGUUUCUUCAGCUACCGAGCUGAUAUCUUUGCCCAGAACUUCGUGCCCAACUGGCGUGGGCCUGAUGGCUCCUUCUUUGGCUUGUUUUCCAUUUUCUUCCCAUCAGCAACCGGUAUCCUGGCUGGGGCCAACAUUUCAGGUGACCUGAAGGAUCCUGCCGUGGCCAUCCCCAAGGGCACCUUGAUGGCCAUUUUCUGGACCACUGUGUCCUACCUGGUGCUUUCUGCUACGAUUGGUGCCUGCGUGGUCCGAGACGCCUCGGGCAGCCUGAACGACAGCGUGGCCGUGGGGUCUCUGGGCUGUGAGGGCCUGGCCUGCGGCUACGGCUGGAACUUCACCGCCUGUGCCCAGCGCCAGAGCUGCCGAUACGGGCUCAGCAACUACUACCAGAGCAUGAGCAUGGUGUCUGGAUUUGGGCCCCUCAUCACAGCAGGGAUCUUUGGUGCUACCCUCUCCUCGGCACUGGCCUGCCUUGUCUCAGCCCCCAAAGUCUUCCAGUGUCUCUGCAAGGACCAGCUCUACCCACUCAUUGGUUUCUUUGGGAAGGGCUACGGGAGGAACAGUGAGCCCCUCCGUGGCUACAUGCUCACCUAUGUCAUUGCCAUUGGCUUCAUCCUCAUCGCUGAGCUCAACGCCAUCGCCCCCAUCAUCUCCAACUUCUUCCUCUGCUCCUACGCCCUCAUCAACUUCAGCUGCUUCCACGCCUCCAUCACCAACUCCCCAGGCUGGCGACCCUCCUUUCGGUAUUACAGCAAGUGGGCCGCGCUCUUCGGGGCCGCCGUCUCGGUGGUGAUCAUGUUCCUGCUGACCUGGUGGGCGGCCCUCAUCGCCUUUGGCAUCGUCGUCUUCCUCCUGGGAUACGUCCUCUACAAAAAGCCAGAUGUCAACUGGGGCUCCUCCAUGCAAGCCAGCUCCUACAACAUGGCCCUCAACUACUCGGUGGGGCUGAGCGAAGUGGACGAGCACAUCAAGAACUACAGACCGCAGUGCCUGGUGCUGACCGGCCCGCCCAACUUCCGCCCAGCCCUGGUGGACUUUGUGGGGACCUUCACCAAGAACCUCAGCCUGAUGCUCUGUGGCAACGUGCUGAUUGGCCCACGGAAGCAGAAGAUGCCGGAGUCCCGGCUGACAGCAGAUGGCCACGCCAAGUGGCUUAUGAAGAGGAAGAUCAAGGCUUUCUACACGGAUGUGGUGGCUGAGGAUCUGAGAAGCGGAGUCCAAAUGCUCCUCCAGGCUGCCGGCCUCGGAAAGAUGAGACCCAACAUCCUAGUGCUGGGCUACAAGAGGGACUGGCGGACGGCGUCUCCGCAGAGCCUGGAGGACUACGUGGGCAUCCUGCAUGACGCCUUUGAUUUCAAGUACGGCGUGUGCUUAAUGAGGAUGAAGGAAGGGCUGAAUGUUUCCCGAGUGCUGCAGGCACAUGUUAACCCCACGUUCGAGGCAGCGGAGCACCCCGAGAACGGCACUGCCAGCAGAGCAGCCCCAAGCACAAUGGACUGCACCGCCUUGGCCGGUGAGCAGCAGGCGAGCACCAUCUUCCAGAGUGAGCAGGGCAAGAAGACCAUCGACAUUUACUGGCUCUUCGACGACGGAGGUCUCACGCUGCUCAUCCCGUACCUCCUGGGGCGCAAGAAGCGGUGGGGGAAGUGCAAAAUCCGGGUGUUCGUCGGUGGGCAGAUCAACAGGAUGGAUGAGGAGAGGAAGGCGAUUGUCUCUCUGCUGAGCAAGUUCCGCCUUGGCUUCCACGAAGUCCACAUCCUCCCUGACAUCAACCAGAAACCCCGGCCAGAGCACAUCAAGAGGUUCGAGGACCUGAUCGCUCCCUUCAGGCUCAACGACGGCUUCAAGGACGAGGCCACAGUGAAUGAGAUGAGGCAGGGCUGUCCCUGGAAGAUUUCUGAUGAGGAGGUUGAUAAAAACAGAGCCAAGUCGCUCCGACAAGUGAGGCUGAACGAGAUUUUGCUGGAUUACUCACGGGAUGCAGCACUCAUAGCCAUCACCCCGCCCAUCGGCAGGAAGGGCCGCUGCCCCAGCGCCCUCUACAUGGCCUGGCUCGAGACCCUCUCGCAGGACCUGAGACCCCCCGUCAUCCUCACCCGAGGAAACCAAGAGAACGUGCUGACCUUUUACUGCCAAUAAAACCUCCUGGAUCCCCCCCGA
Molecule: messenger RNA, 7813 nt
Organism: Pipra filicauda (Wire-tailed manakin)
Lineage: Eukaryota; Metazoa; Chordata; Aves; Passeriformes; Pipridae
Gene: SLC12A3
Product: solute carrier family 12 member 3
Exons: 26
Coding region: 4691-7792 (1033 amino acids)
Biological process (GO): chloride ion homeostasis; sodium ion homeostasis; cell volume homeostasis
Cellular component (GO): membrane
Molecular function (GO): sodium:potassium:chloride symporter activity
Source: RefSeq, a predicted model, not a curated record